Molecule: messenger RNA, 1590 nt
Organism: Rhododendron vialii
Lineage: Eukaryota; Viridiplantae; Streptophyta; Magnoliopsida; Ericales; Ericaceae
Product: protein phosphatase 2C 37-like
Exons: 4
Coding region: 142-1386 (414 amino acids)
Biological process (GO): protein dephosphorylation
Cellular component (GO): cytosol; nucleus
Molecular function (GO): cation binding; protein serine/threonine phosphatase activity
Source: RefSeq, a predicted model, not a curated record
UUUCUAUCUUCCGAAAAAAAUCUCUAGCACGUAGAUAGCUUUUGUGUUUUCCUGUCACGAAAUCGUUUGGUUUGGAGUGCAAAAGGGGAGAGAGAGAUCAGAAUUCGCAUUUAGCUAAUUCGCGGUUCGUGGGUUUUUGGAAUGGCGGGUGUGUGUUUCGGGGGAGAGACGGAGACGUCGGCGCCGGUGGAGCCGAGCAGCAAGGCGGCGAGGCGACGGCGCAUGGAGAUUCACCAGUUCAAGUUCCUGGGCGCGGAUAUGGCGCCGGAGGGCGACAGGAAGCGGCAGAGGCUGGAGAUUGUUUUUCCGGCGAAGGAGGAGCACUGUGCGGACGGGGUAGAAGGUCGUAUGGUUAGUUACAAGGGGAAGAUGGUGGAGACGGGAGAUUCGGAGGCGAAGGAUGCGAGUCAGUGCGAAACGUCGUCGUCUGCUGUGAAAAUCGGGGCUGAGGUGGUUGGGGAGUCUCCUAACUUCGGGAUGACGUCCGUGUGUGGAAGGAGGAGAGAUAUGGAGGAUGCGGUUGCAAUUCACCCGUCGUUUAGCCGGCGGAGUGGUCGGGAUGCGGCCGAUCUUCAUUUCUUCGGCGUUUACGACGGCCACGGUUGCUCUCAUGUGGCGAUGAAGUGCAAAGAUCGAAUGCACGAGAUAGUGAAAGAUGAGGUGGAAGUAGGUGAGGAGGGAGAAGGCGCGUGGAAGGAAAUGAUGGCGCGUAGCUUUUCGCGCAUGGACAAGGAGGUGACGGAGUGGAGCAACGGCGGCGCCGUCGGCGUCUCGAGUUCCGUUUGCAGGUGCGAACUCCAGACUCCGCAGUGCGACGCCGUCGGAUCUACCGCCGUCGUCGCCGUCGUGACGCCGGAUAAGAUCGUCGUCUCCAACUGCGGUGACUCGCGCGCCGUGCUUUGCCGCAACGGCGUCGCCAUUCCACUCUCCCUCGAUCAUAAGCCUGAUAGGCCCGACGAGCUCAAUCGAAUUCAAACCGCCGGUGGUCGAGUGAUAUACUGGGACGGAGCAAGGGUACUCGGAGUCUUAGCAAUGUCUAGAGCAAUUGGUGACAAUUACUUGAAGCCGUUCGUGAUACCUGAACCGGAAGUAACCGUAACGGAUCGGACGGCGGAGGACGAGUGCCUUAUCCUGGCGAGCGACGGGCUGUGGGACGUGGUGUCGAACGAGGUCGCUUGCGGCGUCGCCCGGAUGUGCUUGCAGGCGCAGAAGCCGCCGUCGCCGCCCCAGUCGCCGGGGAGCGAGGUGAAUCUGGCCUCCGUCUCCGGGGUGAGCUCCGACAAGGCUUGUUCCGACGCGUCCGUUUUGCUGACUAAGUUGGCCUUGGCCAGGCACAGCACGGACAACGUGAGCGUCGUCGUCGUCGAUUUAAAAAGAGGCCUAUAGCUAAUCGUAAAGUCCGGUUGUCUGAUAGUAGUAUUUCUGAUUACUUCUUUCGUUAUUAUUUGGCAAGGGUAUGGAUCUCUCUGUUGAGACCUUGUAUCCUUCAAGAAGAGAAGGAUUGGAAGAACAUAUAUAAUUUCUUUCAGGUGAUUUUAGCUAGCGUGUGUUCUAAUGGAGAAUUGAAUUGAACCUUCUUUUUUUGCCAAA